Messenger RNA from Lolium perenne, 417 nucleotides. RefSeq lists its product as uncharacterized. The record is from RefSeq and is a predicted model, not a curated record. NCBI's taxonomy places the organism in Eukaryota, Viridiplantae, Streptophyta, Magnoliopsida, Poales, Poaceae.
AUGGGGUCCGUUGCACAGGUGUGCUCCAGAGUGGAGCCGAUGCGUUUCCGAAGACAGCUGCCUCUUGACCUGACUGGUGACCAUGGCGAGCUUCUUGCUUUGAUUGAAUCAACCACUCUCUCCCAGGGCCAGGAUACGGUUUCGUGGCUCUUGGAGGAGAAUGGGAAUUACUCGGUGAAAUCCAUGUAUGCGCGAUUGUCGCGCGGGGCGACGAUCGCUCACUUCAAGGAUGUUUGGGCCGCUAAGAUCCCGCUAAAGAUCCGCAUCUUCUCCUGGCAGCUGGUGCUGGACCGCCUUCCUUCUAGCUCCAACAUCCUGUCCAGACAUGGCCCGGGUAAUGGAAAGUGCGCACUUUGCGGAGAGUUGGAGACUGCAGACCAUAUUUUCUUCGGUUGUUCUCUGGCAAGGUUCGCCUAG